Molecule: messenger RNA, 1612 nt
Organism: Helianthus annuus (common sunflower)
Lineage: Eukaryota; Viridiplantae; Streptophyta; Magnoliopsida; Asterales; Asteraceae
Product: probable glycosyltransferase At5g25310
Exons: 4
Coding region: 119-1516 (465 amino acids)
Molecular function (GO): glycosyltransferase activity
Source: RefSeq, a predicted model, not a curated record
CAACAGGGUCAAUUUGAUAAUUCCCCCUUUUUUCGCACAAAUUUAGGCUUCAAAAAUCACAUAGAGCCAGCCAAAACACCAGCUUUCACUUCAGUCUUCAACUUAACCGUCUCUCACCAUGGACACGAGGACAUGCGGAAACCUUCUUGCUUACGUGGCGGUUGCCGUCGUCACGUUCGUCGUCAUCUUCUCCUCCUCCGCCGACGUCUCUUUCUCCUUCACCACCACCCACUCCAAACCAGAGUUUCUCAUUCCGAUCGUUCAAUUGCGAACCAAAUUGAACUUCAAUCCUCAACAUUCCGACGCUUAUAUGCUCCGGCAAUCAACAUUAUCUUCGCCUAUCCGAAAUUCUUUUAUCGGACGAAGGUUGCCGGAGUUGGAACUUGCUGGAGCUAGACGCGCGAUUCAGCGAGCGGCUACUGUCCGUAACCUUUCUCAGCUUUUGCAAAACGGUGACGUUUUGUCCGGUGAUAUCUAUCAUAACCCCGGCGAGUUUUAUCAGAGCUAUAUAGAGAUGGAGAAGAGAUUCAAAGUGUAUGUAUAUGAAGAGGGUGAGGUGCCAAUAGUACAUGAUGGACCAUGCAAAGACAUAUACACAAUAGAAGGAAGAUUCAUUGAGGAGAUGGAGCAAGAUCAUCAUUUCAGGACUAAAGAUGCGCACAAGGCGCAUGUUUACUUCAUGCCUUUCAGUGUCGCGUGGAUGGUAAGGUAUCUCUACAAGCCUAAUUCCUAUGACAUCACCCCACUCCAACACUUCGUCUCUGAUUACGUUAGAACCAUUUCCACCAAACACCCCUUCUGGAACACAACUCAUGCUGCUGAUCACUUCAUGCUUUCUUGUCAUGAUUGGGGUCCGCAUGCCUCAAAAGGUAACCUUAACCUCUACAACUCGUCAAUCAGGGUCCUAUGCAAUGCCAACUCUUCCGAAGGAUUUGACCCACAAAAAGAUGUGAGCCUACCUGAAAUCAACCUCCGUAACGGUAAAAUGCCCGCCAAUCUUCUCUCUCCUCCACCACUCUCGUCCUCUAGACCCCACCUAGCAUUCUUUGCAGGUGGGGUCCACGGUCCCAUACGACCUAUCCUCCUCAACCAGUGGAAGGGUCAGGACCCUGAUCUUCAAGUCCACGACUACCUACCAAAAGGGUUAGACUACUAUUCCUUCAUGUUAGCAUCAAAAUAUUGCCUGUGUCCUAGCGGCUAUGAAGUGGCGAGCCCUAGGAUCGUUGAGGCGGUUUAUUCGGAGUGUGUGCCGGUUAUAAUUUCCGACCACUAUGUUCUACCUUUUAGCGAUGUGUUGAGGUGGGAAGCAUUCUCGAUUCAGGUUAAGGUGUCGGAAAUUGGUGAGUUGAAACGGAUUUUGACGUCGGUGCCGGAAAAUGAGUAUUUGAGGCUAAAGGAGAAUUUGAGAGCAGUUAGGAGACAUUUUGUUUUGAACCAGCCUGCUGAAAGAUUUGAUGUGUUUCAUAUGAUAUUGCAUUCUGUUUGGCUCAGGAGAUUAAAUUUAAAGGUAGAGUAAAACAGAAAUAUUAAUAAAAUAUAUAGAAAAAUUAGUAUUACACGCAAAUCAAUUCUUUCGUUUUGGUUUAUAAGUUAAAUUUAGUUUCUAAAUCAG